AUGCCUUCAAGAGAGUCAUCACCAACGAUAAUAAAUGGAAAACACCUUCAUAAUCACCAUACACAACAUUUUCAUAACAACGCGUCAUCAUCAUCACCUUCACCUUCACCUGCACCAUCACGUAUAGACGAAUCAACAUUUUAUAUAAGUCCAACAACAAAAACAAAAAAAUUAAAUGGUUAUAAAAAUUUAACUAUUGAAGUACCAAAUAAUAAUAACACCAAUAAUAACACCAACAAUACCACCAACAAUGAGAAUGAUGAACCAAUUCAACAUCCUUCUAUGAGAUCAUUAAAUACGAUAUUAGGAGAACCAUUAAAUUUUGAUAAUCAAUCACCAAUAUCAAAUACUUUUAAAUCAAUAAGUCCAAUAAAUUUCCCCAAUAUAACUCAAUUACCAACUCCUGUAUUAAAAAAUGGUUCAUUUUCAAAUUAUAGUCACCACAAUAAUAAUCAAAUAUUAUCAUCACCACCAAGAGAUAAAUCAAAUAAUAUAGAUUUAAUAAGAGUGAAACUGAUCCAAUCACCAAGAAUUUUAUCUGAUUAUAAACCUAUAUCAAGAGUAAAUAGUUUAAAUUCAAAUUCAAUGAAUAAUAAAAGAAUUAUGUCAAAUCCUCCACCUGAAUUACCAUAUUCUUCAAGCACUGUAUCAUCUAUAGGUUCAAAUAAACAACAACAAUUUGAUCAACCUAUACUACCUCAAAAUCAAAACAACAACCAAAAUCAACAACAAUCGAAUGGUAUAGAAUCUCCUAUAACUCCAUCAACAUCACCUUUAUUACCACAUAAUUCAAAAUUUCAAAAAUUUCCAGACCCUCAACAAGAAGAACAAGAACAAUCACUUUUACCAAAACAACAGCAAGAAUUUUAUUCAGAAAGAUUUGGUAUAACAUUUAAAUAUAUAAAAAAUUUAGGAGAAGGAAAUUUUAGUAAUGUUAUAUUAGCUAGAACUGAAAAUAAUAAUAAUAAUAAUAAUGAAGAAAUUGCAAUUAAAAUAAUAACAAUACCAAAUUCUAAAUCUCAAAUUAUAAAUUUCAAAUCUUUUAUAUUAAGAGAAUUAAAUAUUUUAUAUCAUGUAUCUUAUCAUCCUUGUAUUACUUCAUUAAUUGAUUUUAAAGUUACUUUAGAUAUUAAAAUGAAAGAUAUUGAAUCUGAAUUUAUACCAGAAGAAGAAACUACAGAAAAUGCAGAAAAUAUAGAAAUACCUGAAAAUAGAGAUCAAUUAAUUUUUAUGAAUUAUUGUAGAGGAGGAACAUUAUUAAAUUUUUUAUUAAAUCAUAAUCAAACAAUGAAUUUAAAUAAUUUAAAUUAUUGGAUACUUUUAAGAAGAAUAAUAAGUGAAUUAAUUUUAACAACAUUUUUUUUACAUAAGCAAAAUAUAAUACAUAGAGAUAUAAAAUUAGAAAAUGUUUUACUUUUAUAUAAUAUAGAAGAAAUUGAAGAAAUUUUUAAAUUUAAUGAAAUUUUAACAUUUCCAUUAAUUAAUUUAUCAGAUUUUGGAUUAUCUAAAAAAUUAAAUUCACCUGAUCAAUUAUUAUCAACAAGAUGUGGCUCCAAGGAUUAUAUUGCUCCAGAAGUUAUAAUAGGAUUAAAUUAUGAUGGGAAAUUAAGUGAUACUUGGUCAAUUGGUGUAUUAACUUAUUGUUUAUUAGAAGGUAGAUUACCAUUUGAUAUAACUCCACAAAAUUAUUCAACAUCUAUUAACAACAAAGGAAUAUCACCAUCAGUAAUCAAGAGAAGAAAUUCAAAAAAGACAACAAUAAAUCAUAGAAUUGCAAUGAUUGAUUGGGUAUGGAAUAAUAUUGAACACCACUUAAAAAAUAAUGAAUUAAAUCCUUUAAUUAUUGAAAUUUUUCAAGAUUUAAAAUUACUUGUGGAAAAAAUUCUUGUUAGAAAAGAUAGAAGACCUAAUUUAGAAACUAUUUUAGGAGAUCCUGAUUUUUUUUGGAUAAAAGAAAAUGUACCAAAAGAAUUAUUAGAUUAUAUAUAG
Molecule: messenger RNA, 1989 nt
Organism: Lodderomyces pseudojiufengensis
Lineage: Eukaryota; Fungi; Ascomycota; Pichiomycetes; Serinales; Debaryomycetaceae
Product: serine/threonine protein kinase
Exons: 1
Coding region: 1-1989 (662 amino acids)
Biological process (GO): intracellular signal transduction; protein phosphorylation
Cellular component (GO): cytoplasm
Molecular function (GO): ATP binding; protein serine/threonine kinase activity
Source: RefSeq, a predicted model, not a curated record